CGGUUGUUCAUAGGGUCCCAGUACAUCAAGACAAGUGUCGAUGUUUACUACAACAAUGGUUGUAGGUCUGUCGUGUGUGAAGUACACAAAGCACUAUCUUGUUUUUGGUGUAAUGGUACCACCACACAGCUCGUAACGGGAGCUGUAUAAGUCUGUGUUAAAUUUAUAUGUGUAUUUGGAGGAUUUUACAAAAUCAUGAUGGAUACGAUGUCAAUAGUUGACGAGACCCGAGGGUCAAUCCACGAACAACACGACACAUAUACAGACAACGAUAACGAUGACAAAUACACAGUGGCCAGUACAGGCUCUACGGCCUUUACCCUGGGGUCUAAUUACACGACCGGAACAGACAACUUCAUCCCUGUGUCACGGCUGAGUAAACAUAGUUUUAAACUACGGACCACAUCAAGCUUUCCCAGUAUACUGAACCUCUAUCAGCAUCCGAUACUGGAGGAGGGAGGCGAUAAAAACGACCUUAUCGUCAAAAGACAUGGCGGGCGUCGACGACAUAUGCAACAGUCAAAGAGAGGUACAGAAAAAGGAAAGGUGGACUGGGAUCAAGUCAUAGAAUCACGCACAAAACAGGAAGGGUACAAUAUAAAACAAAGAGCUAUACGAAUCGAGGCAGUCGCUAGAGAUCAAAUGGAAAAAUAUGAAAAAUACAUAAAAAAUUUGAAAGCUAAAGUCGAGAUUCAACGAGAAGCACGCAAAAAGCAAUACGAGGAUCUAACAGAACGUCUGCGACAGAAGGAGGAAGAGGAUAAAAAACGGCGAUAUCUUGUAUUAAAAAGGCCUAAGAUGGAAUACGUCCAUGACAGAAAAUAUCUCAAGAAACUUCCAAAAUCUAAGUUUACAAAGAUGGUGCUGUUAUCGGAUGAUCUUCAGAAGAAGGGAGUUUUACACACCAGAACAGAUGUGGACCGAUUUUGGAACGAUUUCGGGAAAUCUGGAAUGGAAACCGAUAUUUUCGCUACAAAAGAUCCCCUGAAAGAAGUUCAAGAAUCAAAUGAAUGGAUAGGGCGACGACUUCCGGGCCCGCCCCCUCCCAGGAAGGACACAUAUGGAAAUAAGGGCUAUCCCCUUCCACCUCUCAUCAGCAAAAAGAAAAAGAAAAAACAAAAGCCAAUGGAAGAAUCAACAGGGCAAGGAGGAACUAUGAACGCGCCAAGCAUUCACAUAGAGGGUGACGCUGAGGAUACCGAGAAUUGAACUAGCAAUGUAUAACGUUAUUAAAUUGUAGACUCAGACUUUUUUCUUGUAUAGAAUAAAGCCUUUUGGUAAUGGUGACAUUGCUGAUUUUGCAUUCAGCAUCUCACACGAUCGGACCGGAUUAUCAAAGUUGUGGGAAAUAUUGUGGAAGUGCUUAACAAUACAAAACACAGUCAACCCCACUCGUCUAUGACCUUUAUUCAAAUUAUUCGACUACCAACAAAAACUGGUCAAACAUCAUUAUCUUGGUAUGUUAUUACUGAUGUCCUUUUUGUUUUGUAAAAACUUUUUACAAGUGUUUAAUUGAGACAACUUUGAGAUUGUCAUGAUGCGAGAGGAUUAUGAUAACAUUAAAAAUGUAAUGAUAUAAAAUCUUGGUACAUUAUAUGACAUAAAGAUAUAAUAAUCCACGCUGGUCCUAUCAAA
Messenger RNA from Mizuhopecten yessoensis (Yesso scallop), 1635 nucleotides. RefSeq lists its product as uncharacterized. Bases 196 to 1209 code for a protein of 337 amino acids. NCBI's taxonomy places the organism in Eukaryota, Metazoa, Mollusca, Bivalvia, Pectinida, Pectinidae. The transcript has 8 exons. The record is from RefSeq and is a predicted model, not a curated record.